AUGGGGUCGGGCGUCUCGUCGUCGGCGAAGAUGGUCGUGCUCUCGCACUCGUCGCAGGUGGACACUGUGCGCCGCAUCCUCGGCGUCAACGCGGCCGUGCCCAUUGUCACCGAGCUAUUUCCCAUCAACAUUCAGUCGCGCUACGCCUUGUUGCAGCAGUGCGAGCUCGCGAUCGUGGCCAUGGACGUCUACUUUCAGUUCUCGGACGUCCUCCUCACGUCGCUUUCGUUCCUCAAAGACAGUCGCAAGACGAUCCAAUCCGCGUCCGUGGACAGCUACUUUGAGCCAUCGGGUGCGAUCGGAGCCAUUUGCUUUGGCUAUGGCACGUGGGUACCAUCUCUGCAUGACAAUGUGCACGCGCUGCAGCAGCUCGUGGCGGCCGGCGCUUGGCUGCCGCUGCCCGACAUGCCCGAGCCGGCGCUACCGCCGAUCGUACCCGACACGUUGAUGCACGAUGUGUGCAUUCUCUUUGAAGGCGACGUUGGUAAAACCGUAGCUGCCUUCUUGACCACGCUGGCGUCGCAAGGGCUGGCGAUGCCCGAGCGCUGCAGCGUCGCCGAUGCGAACGAUUCAACGGCGCUCGAAGGCAUGACAAGUGCCAAGCUCGUGCUCUGCGUCAUCACCGAGUCCUCGGCGACGUCGCCUGCGUACCAGCGCGCUCUCGAGGUGGCGCUCGUGUCCAAAAAAUGCCUUCUUCCGAUCAACUGCUGCGAGCAUGGCGGCCUCACCGGGUGGCUCGGCCUCGCGUUUGCAGGGCGGCUCUGGUACCCGCUGCGUCCGUCGCAUCUGGACGGCAUUUUCACCAAGUACGCCGAGAUUGACGCAAGUCCGUGCUGCGUCUCCGACUCGUGCACGGCCUCGGACCUCCUUGCGUACGUUCACAGCGCCUUGGUCGACGAAUGCCAUCUCUUCACGACAGAGGAGGCUCGGUUGAUGGCGUACGAAGCCGCAGUGCUCCAAGACCGUCAAGCGCGGGCUGCCGCCAUGGGCCUCUCCGCGGCGCCGGUCCCAUUGAUGCCGGACCGUUGGCAGUGGACAGCAGACACACAACUGCCACGCCUAAACAUCGCAUCGUUCGUGCCUUCGUCUGUGAUUACCGACACGGUGCAAUACACGGUAACUCGCUUGUCGCUGGCGCCGCCUCCGGCGAUCGUCGACGCCCACGGUCUCCCCCGCGCGUCGGUGCAGAUCGACGCCAUGUUUUCCUAUGCGUGGAAGCAGCAGUCGGCGGUGCUGCAGCUGUACCAACAAGGCUCGGUUGCCCACCUCCGUGUGUGGAUGGAUGUCAUGGGCUACAUGAAGGGCAACAUUUACGCCGCCAUGGCCACGGCCGUUUCGAGUGUCGGCGCCGUUCUGAUUUGCUUAUCGGCGGCCUACAUCGCCUCCAUCAACUGCAAACUCGAGUUCUUAUAUGCCGCGCACUGCCGUACACCAAUGCUCUUUCUCAUCUUUGACGACGUGGAUCUAACCGCGUUGCCCGAUUGGAUCACGGCCGUCACGGGCGGCCCACUGCCUUUGUAUCCCGCGACCGACUCGGAUCGCAAUCACUUGUUUGCGAUACGGUACAACCAAGCUGGCGCCCAAGGCAUCCUCUUUAGCCUCCUUCGGUCGCUCGCAGCGGCGCAUGCGUCAGCACCGCCCCGUAUGUGCCGCGACGGCACACUGGGCCUGGCCCACGCCACGUCGUGGUUCCGCGAGGCACUUUUGGCCCACGAAACGAGCAGCAUGGAGCGGUGCCGCCGCUGCGACGCGCCUUUCAGCCCGACAGCGCCAACACGCUCGUGCCGCGUGCAUGCGGCCUACUACAUGGGCGGCACGCUCCUCCCAGGGCACUGGGUAUGCUGCAACGAGCCCAAGAAAGACGGCAUUGGCUGCGAGGCCGCCGACCACACAACCCUGGAGCAGAUAUGGUGCUGUGAUACACGCUAUGGGACAUAUACGUGGCAGCCGGUAGCGCGCGAGUAACGAAAUAAAG
Saprolegnia parasitica CBS 223.65 is the source of this 1975-nucleotide messenger RNA. RefSeq lists its product as hypothetical. The transcript has a single exon. The coding region runs from base 1 to 1965 and encodes 654 amino acids. Gene Ontology annotation, biological process: intracellular signal transduction. NCBI's taxonomy places the organism in Eukaryota, Oomycota, Saprolegniomycetes, Saprolegniales, Saprolegniaceae. The record is from RefSeq and is a predicted model, not a curated record.